Pelobates fuscus (common spadefoot toad) is the source of this 1772-nucleotide messenger RNA. RefSeq names its product galectin-4-like. Gene Ontology annotation, cellular component: immunological synapse; nucleus; cytoplasm. Gene Ontology annotation, biological process: eosinophil chemotaxis; negative regulation of endocytosis; monocyte chemotaxis. The record is from RefSeq and is a predicted model, not a curated record. The transcript is spliced from 11 exons. The coding region runs from base 65 to 1054 and encodes 329 amino acids. Lineage: Eukaryota; Metazoa; Chordata; Amphibia; Anura; Pelobatidae. Gene Ontology annotation, molecular function: laminin binding; IgE binding; carbohydrate binding.
UCUAUUUCAUCAAAAACGAAACUAACUGAGCAGUAGCUGCUGAACACGGCAUCUGACAGACACCAUGGCCAGCUUUGCUCCCAUUUACAAUCCUACUGUGCCAUUCCAGAGUGCAAUACUCGGGGGGAUUUCUGAAGGCAAGAGAGUGGUCAUCCAGGGGCAAGCACGCGCCCAUGCCAAGAGGUUUGCAGUAAACUUUGUCUCUUUCAACAAUGACAUCGCGUUUCACUUUAACCCACGAUUUGAUGAGGGAAAUGUCAUUGUGUGCAACACCCAGCAGGGGAACCAGUGGGGCUCUGAAGAAAGGAAAGGUAACAUGCCUUUUCGUAAGAGCACGUACUUCGACAUAGCAAUCACUGUGCUAGGACACGCUUUCCAGGUCACAGCAAAUGGGCAAUUUUUACUGGAAUAUCGUCACCGUUUGUCUUACCAAACCAUCCAGUCUGUUCAAGUCAAUGGGGAUGUCAAUCUCAGCUGUGUCACCUUCUCUGGGCCUAUGGAGCAAAUUUUACUCGCCCCACCUCCUUAUAGCAUGAUCCAAAGCUUUGUUUCAAGUGGGUUUGCACCUCCUGCAUAUUCAGCACCAUUGAUGCCAAGCAUGGUGAUGCCACCUGCAUUUAGUCCCAUGCAGGGUCCUGUGACUAUUCAUAACCCGAUGAUGCCCUUCCAAAGUGCUCUGCAGGGGACUUUUCUCCAGAACCGUAAUAUCGUCCUCGCUGGGAUUGUAAGCUAUGGAGCAGACAAGUUUGCUGUUAACCUACUGAACAGCAGAACUAGGAAUAUCUACCUCCAUAUAAAUCCUAGAUUUCGGGAAGGGGCAUUAGUGAGAAACACCCAGGACAGAGGCACUUGGGGACCUGAAGAGAGACACGUGUCUUACAUGCCAUUUUCACCCGGGCAAAACUUUCAGAUGGAGAUCAGAAAUGAAGGAGCCUGUUUUGGUGUCUACGUAAACGGAACAAAAGUUUUCACCUACGUUCAUCGUCUGCCGGUCACCCAGAUUGACAUGAUGGAGGUGUCUGGAGAUGUGACUUUGUCCUAUGCCCAGUUCUAAGUUCUUGUUUCAGGAAUUAUAAAAAAAACAAGAAAAUCUAUAGCAAUUGAGUAGUACAAAGUGACACAUUUAUACAUAUACUUUAAAUAUGUGCUCCCAUUCGAGAACUUUCCUGCACUGAUACACCCAUAGAGUUAUUUAUCAAAGUGAGAAUUGUAGGGAAUUCAAAGUGAUUUUACAUUCAGGGCCAAAAUUGUUGAACUGAACUAAAAAAAAUCUCUAAGUCAUCUAUGCAUCCAGUUCAGUUAUGUUUGACAAAUUUAAAUUCAUUUUGAAUUCUUUUUGAAUUCCUGAUAAAUUUUAAUUUAGUAAAUAUUCACGCGAAGGAUGGAAUAUUUAAAGUAACCUCAUGGUAUGAAAAGUAACAAAAAAUCCUCAAUUGAAACAGCAAUGUGGGGUUCUUACAAAGAUCUUACAUUAACUGUUUCAGUGUCGCAAAACCAGUGCUUAGAUGGAACAUACUGCUUCUUUUAAUUUUAUACUUUCAAAUGUUUUACAUAGGACUAUCAUGUUCUAGGUUGGCCAACCAAUGUGCAUCAAUUUUACAUAGGAUACAAACUGCCCAUUACUAGUUACAAAAAAAACUGUUAUUUAAUUCUUCAUUGCUGUACAUUACUUCGGUGCUUAAAGGGAUGGCAAAGGGUGUUGGGAAGUAGGGAGUAUAUACUUAUUUAGGUGUGAAGGCCUCAAAUAUUGUUUAAAAUGAACGAAAAAUGGG